Guillardia theta CCMP2712 is the source of this 2837-nucleotide messenger RNA. RefSeq lists its product as hypothetical. Gene Ontology annotation, molecular function: protein binding. The record is from RefSeq and is a predicted model, not a curated record. The transcript is spliced from 11 exons. Bases 1 to 2730 code for a protein of 909 amino acids. NCBI's taxonomy places the organism in Eukaryota, Cryptophyceae, Pyrenomonadales, Geminigeraceae.
AUGGAUCAAAAAGAAGGAGCAAAACAUCCUACUCCGGUUGACACCUUGCCGAUACUGGAUCAACCUGCAGAGUCGCUGGAAAUGCGGACGAAGCAAGAUGAACGUCUACAAGACACCAAUGUAGCCAACAAGGAGGAUCAGAACACUGAGAAGAAGGGAGCGGUCGCAGUGACGGGAGCAGCGAUAGAGACAGGAAGAGCGUCAGAGACAGGAGAAGAGACAGGAACGGGAGGAGCGGAGGAGACGGGAGGGGCGGCGGAGAUGGGACCAGAGGCGGAGACGGGAGCAGGGGCGGAGACGGGGGGCGCUGCUGCAGAGAUGGCAGCAGCGGCACAUAAGAUAGAGGCGGAGGAGAUUGGAGGUGCGGAGGAGACGAGAGGGGAGGGAGAAACGGGAGGGGCGGCAGAAAUGGGAGGGGCGGAGGCGACGGGAGGAGAGGGAGAAACGGGAGGGGCGGCAGAGACGGGAAGGGCGGCAGAGAUAGUAGCAGCGGUACACAAUGGAGGGGCGACGGGGACGGGAGCAGGGGCGGAGACGGAGACGGGAGGGGCAGAGGAGAUUGGAGUGGCGGCGGAGACGGAAGGGGCGGCGGAGAUGGGACCAGCGGCACACGAGAGAGGGGGGGCGGCAGAGACGGGAGGAGCUGCGGAGACGGGAGGGGCGGCAGAGACGGGAGCAGGGGAGGAGACGGGAGGGUCGGCAGAGAUGGCAGCAGCGGCACAUAAGAGAGAGGCGGAGGAGAUUGGACGGGCGGCAGAGACGGGAGGGGAGGGAGAAACGGGAGGGGCGGCGGAGACGGGAGCAGGGGCGAAGACGGAGACGGGAGGGGUAGAGGAGAUUGGAGGGGCGGCGGCGGAGACGGGAGGAGCGGCGGAGACGGGAGGAGCUGCAGAGAUGGCAGCAGCGGCACAGAAGAGAGGGGCGGCGGAGACGGGAGGAGCUGCGGAUACGGGAGGAGAGGCACACGAGGGAGGGGCAGAGGAGAUUGGAGGGGCGGCGGAGACGGGAGCUGCAGAUGUUGGUGAGGAUCAGUUCGCAAAGGGGGCUGAAAUGUUGGUUCCAACGAUGCAAGCACGUGUUGAAUCAGAAGGCAGUCAAGGGACCAACGGCAAUGAGGAAGAGCAACAGGUGACUGAUGAUGUUGCAGCUCAAUGCUUUCCUAUGUCGAGCCAUCAGCCCUCGAGUGAAGUUGCGGGAGUCUCAGAGCAGAACUUUUCAGCGGAAACAGACCAUAUCGACGUUCAGCCGCCCCAGCACUCUCGAGAGUCAGCUCAAGGGGAGAGGACCAGCGGUGAGAAUGAUGCGGCCCGGCAAGGAGCUGAAGACGAGGAUGGGCUGGACAUCUUGGGUGCUCGCUCGGUAUCUAAGAAGCUGAGCAGCUCCCGGGCAGAGAAGAGCAGCGGCGGUCAAGGCGCAACAGCAAGCGUUGAGGAUGAGUUGCUCUCGAGCAAGAGGCGAGCGAUCUCAGAGGCCAAGGAGCUUCUUGCCUACGGGGCGCGCGUCAUGGAGAAGGUUUCUGUGCUGGGCUCUGGCCAUCCUCAGAGCAGCGUCCUAGUCCUCUCCUUCGCAAGGGCUUGCAAUGUUGCCGCCAGGAGCUGCAUGAAGGAAGGAGCUUUGAGGAUCGCGGACCAACUGCUCAUGUCCAUUUUCCAAGAGAGCCAACAAACUCUGGCUGAGACGUACAACAACAUCGGAUGUCUUCUGAACAGCAAAGGAGACAUGCAAGGAAGCCUCAAGUACUUGCGGCAGGCGGCAGGCAUUGAGAUCAACAUGGACUACGAGCCGAGCCAUGCAGCAACAGUCAUCAACAUCUGCACCACCCUGUCGAGCCUGCAGCAGCAUGAGGAGGCGCUGGCGUUUGCCAAGGAGGCCGUAGACAUGCUCUGUCACGACGAGGAUUGGGAGAACGAGGUCUCCGCCCCUGACUCCUUGGCGGGAGAUCUUAUCCCCGUCGCCUUCAACAACCUCGGCCUCGAGUUUGAGUACGCAGGAGAGCAGGAAGCAGCCAUGCAGGCCUACGACCAUGCUGUCCUCCUCGCCGUCAGGAGAUGGGGGCCUGAAGACCCGCGGACCUCGCAGAUUCAACAGUCUGCGUGGGACGCGAAGCACGGAGUGAAGUUGGGACGAAGUUUAGUGAUGCAGAAACCGCCGAAACCGCCCAAGACAGUGAGCGAGCUGAGAAAGAUCAUACCCAAGAAGCGACUCCCUCUUCUGCGUGAGAGCACUCGACUGGCCCCGGGCAUCUCCCGCUACCUCGAGACUACUUCUCCGGUGUACCGGCCGGUCGAGUUUGCCCCCGGCUUCCAUUCUCCCAGGUUCUGGGCGAUGAAAGACGGGAUGGUUCCCCGAAGGCAGAGCCCCUUCUCCAAGGACGCGCGGCAGAUCUUCUUAGAGAUGUCAAGGAAAUCAGGAGCCAAUCAGUUCCCUUCCUUCGUGCAGAAGACCAGCUGGGGAGAACAUCGGUUGAAUUGGGAGGACAUACCAGUUGCGGACCUCUCCAGGCUCGACGGGUCUGUCAUGAGCCGCUCGCGUCUCUUCUCGAACACGCUGUCCAAUGACAGCCUUGCGGCGUACUCGAGACUGCAGGAAAGUCGUCGGGCGAGAGACUCUAAAUUCCGCGCCACCUCCACUACUUUCCAGAGAGGGCAGCUGCUGCGUACACAGUUGAUGGAGAGAACAGCGAUGAGGUCAUCGUCAUCAAGCAUCUUGCCGUCUCUCCGUUCCCCGUGAUGCACCCUAGAUCGUUGAGAGCCUUUUGUGCGGCAAGUCUUACCUGUUGUAUAUCAAUUGACCAAGCGAACCAGCACUCUGUAAAUACAAACUACCUGGUAAUUGUC